AUGCCAUCAAUGUCAGAUACACGAAGACUUAAUCAAGGUUCCUCCGACAGAACUACAUGCAAUGAGCUCCCUUUGGCCAUUUGUGGCAUGGGGAUGGACGUCAUCGGACCCAUGGAGCCACCGGCAUCCAACGGACAUCGUUUCAUCUUAGUCGCCAUCGACUACUUCACCAAGUGGGUGGAAGCAACUUCUCACAAAUCAGUGACCAAGAAAGUUGUGGCUGACUUCGUCAAGAACAAUCUCAUAUGCCGUUUUGGUGUGCUCGAGUCUAUCAUAACAGACAAUGGAGCAAAUCUGAAUACCCAUAUGAUGAAAGACAUCUGUGAACAAUUCAAGAUAACUCACAGGAACUCUACCGCUUACCGGCCACAGAUGAAUGGAGCCGUAGAGGCUGCUAACAAGAACAUCAAAAUAAUCUUGCGAAAGAUGAUCGAUAACAACAAGAAUUGGCACGAUCAGCUGCCUUAUGCUUUAUUAUGGUACAGAACAACGACUUGGACAUCUACCGGAGCAACCCCAUAUCUCCUUGUCUACGGCACAAAAGCGGUCAUACCCGCAGAAGUGGAUAUUCCCUUACUCAGGAUCAUCCAAGAAGUAGAACUGAAUGAUGCAGAAUGGGUCAGAAACCACUAUGAGCAGCUAGCCAUGAUCGAUGAAAAAAGAAUGGUGGCAGUAUGCCACAGACAGCUAUACAGACAGAGAAUAUCCCGAGCUUUUAACAAACGGGUUAGAGCCCGGCUCUUCAAAAUUGGACAACUCGUACUCAAGAGAGUCUUCCCUCACCAAGAAGAAUACAAAGGGAAAUUUGUGCCGAAUUGGCAAGGACCAUACAUGGUCAGAAAAGCACUCUCGAGAGGAGUCGUGGUCCUAGCCUAG
Lycium ferocissimum is the source of this 876-nucleotide messenger RNA. RefSeq lists its product as uncharacterized. The transcript has a single exon. Lineage: Eukaryota; Viridiplantae; Streptophyta; Magnoliopsida; Solanales; Solanaceae. Gene Ontology annotation, biological process: DNA integration. The record is from RefSeq and is a predicted model, not a curated record. The coding region runs from base 1 to 876 and encodes 291 amino acids. Gene Ontology annotation, molecular function: nucleic acid binding.